Molecule: messenger RNA, 1311 nt
Organism: Argiope bruennichi
Lineage: Eukaryota; Metazoa; Arthropoda; Arachnida; Araneae; Araneidae
Exons: 2
Coding region: 1-1311 (436 amino acids)
Biological process (GO): lipid metabolic process
Molecular function (GO): phosphoric diester hydrolase activity
Source: RefSeq, a predicted model, not a curated record
AUGCCUUUGGAUGAUUUCCUGUUGCAAUCUGCUUUGGCAACUAGUCUUGUUUAUCAGAAGCAUUCUCUUUCUUUGACAUUAAUGAAAGAUCCUAAAGUGUACAUCACCGUUUCAUCAAUCGCAACAAGCUAUUUCUUUCAACCCUGCCUCAGAAAAAUCAUUCUAAAUUAUUACAAUGCGGACUGCGAAAGGAUUGCAAGAUCUUUCCCUUUCGUCGGACUGUACUCUCACGAUCCCAGACUGAACCAUCGAAACCACUUGGCACUUCACAAACCAAUCGCCUGUCCGGAUGGAAGAUUCGAAACCAACGUUUCACUCCCUUAUUUCGAGUUUAGUACUGAAGAUAUUGUCUCUAAAUGUCUUGGGUUCUGGGUUGCCUAUGUGGAAGCUGGAAGCGUGGUGCAUUCCAGCUGCCUUCUUACACAUCCUGAUUGGAUGCAUAAUAUCAGUGAUAUGAUUGGUCACAAACCUUUGAAAUCUCUUAUGAUCCCAGGUACGCAUGAUUCGGGCUGUUACAUGAGAUACGACCCUUACAAAGAUACUGUGUACGAAAGAUAUAUCUUUACUCAGGAAGAAUCAGUAUUCAACCAGUUGGUGUAUGGUAUAAGAUAUCUGGAUUUGCGGAUAUGGCACGAAGGUGCAUCUCAAAAAACAAGUAGAAUUUUUAUUACUCACGAUGUCUUCCAUCUUGGUCUUCCAACACUUGAAAAUGUUCUUCAGCAGGUAAAGGAUUUCGUUUCUGUUACUAAAGAAAUAGUUGUUGUCGAUUUCCACAGGAAAAUAACCGGAUUCUUCAAAUCUUUUGAAUUGGAAGAUUGGCAACACAGAGACGUUAUGGAACUCGGUAAAAGGAUAUUUGGGAAAUUUUUGAUAGACUAUAAAUAUUCAGACAUGCCACUGGAUUUUUUGUGGAAAAUCGAUAAACGGAUUCUGUUUGCUUACGGAGAGUAUAAUAAAGGAUUUGUUGAGGAUUCUAUUGCCUUCAAUGCACAUCACUGGUGGAUUGAUACUCAUAAUGUCACAAUUCUGCAUAAUUAUCUCGUCGGUUGUUGUUCGUAUAGUUAUGACUUGACGGCUACCAACGCGAUUCUGACACCUAAUAUAUGGUUCAGUCGAAGAAGAUUAGCGAAGUUAGCCAACUCCGUGAUAGAUAACUGGUUUCGAAAUGAAUUAUCUUGUUCUAAUGUGAUUCUAACUGAUUAUUUUCUGGGAAAUAAUGUAAUUGAAAUUUCUAUAAAUAGAAAUAAAAAUAAAUCUUUUAGCUUUUAUUUAAAGCUCUCUAGUUUAUUUCUUUCUUCAUAUACAGGAUAA